Rotaria socialis is the source of this 963-nucleotide messenger RNA. Lineage: Eukaryota; Metazoa; Rotifera; Eurotatoria; Philodinida; Philodinidae. The record is from the annotation of a GenBank genome assembly.
AUGACUUCAUGGGCAUGUUUGUCGAUAAUUUGGAAUUGGUUAAUAACGAAAGUCCUGAGUGGAAUUACUAGAACAAGAAAUAUUUUUACAAGAAGAACAGGUUGUAAAACAAAUUUGGAAGUGUUACGUGAACAAAUUGAUUCUGCUGGUGAUUACGAUCUUCAUGAUAUUUUACGUCAACAAAAUAGACUAGAGUGGCCAGAAUGGCAUUGGCCUGUGGAUAAAAAUGAUAAAACCAUGACGAUAGUUGAAGGUUUUCACGAAAAGUUUAAAAAAAUGAAAGAGUCUUCGAGUAUAGUUGACAGCAUAUACACGAUAGAAGAAACAUUGUUAAACUUUAUGGAUAGGAAUGACAAGGAUUGGAAUGAUGUGAAAGAAUGUUUCAAACAAGCCAAAGAAUUGGACGAUCCAAAGCUAAUUAUUGAGUCCUACACUAUCACCAAAAAAUUCAGUCGGUGUCUAAAUAGACAUUCAGCUACAAAUACAGACCAUUCACUAAAACGUUACUGUACACUAUUGAAUUGUCCUACUCUGGCUUGGACCCAAGAAUAUACAGAAGCCUUUACUAAGAUUUUAUUUCAUCCAAAAUUAAAGAGCCUUGAAGCUCAAAAUAUUACCGUUUAUCGUGGUAUGGUACUUGAAGAUGAGAAACCCAUAGCCAAUUGCAUAGUAGAUAGAAUUAUAAUAACAACAACGUUUUUAUCUACAUCUGCAAGCCGAGUGGUAGCUGACAUGUUUGGUACAACGCCUCCUGAAAGUAUGAUAUCAGUAUUAUGCACAUACAAGAUUAGAGGUACGACACGUCGUACAGCUCUGAAUCUUCAAUCAAUAUCCGUGUUUCCAGAGGAGGAAGAAAUACUGAUCAUGCGUUUCAUACCGUUUCGAAUAGUAUCAGUAGAACGAACAGAAGAUGGUAGAAAAAUCGAAAUAUGUUUUGAUGAAUUUACAAAAGAAGUAGUUUGA